Molecule: messenger RNA, 4107 nt
Organism: Aethalodelphis obliquidens (Pacific white-sided dolphin)
Lineage: Eukaryota; Metazoa; Chordata; Mammalia; Artiodactyla; Delphinidae
Gene: SLC2A5
Product: solute carrier family 2 member 5
Exons: 12
Coding region: 2014-3543 (509 amino acids)
Biological process (GO): G protein-coupled receptor signaling pathway; fructose transmembrane transport; dehydroascorbic acid transport
Cellular component (GO): plasma membrane
Molecular function (GO): fructose transmembrane transporter activity; G protein-coupled receptor activity; D-glucose transmembrane transporter activity
Source: RefSeq, a predicted model, not a curated record
ACCAGGGCUUGAACCCAUCUCCCCUGCAUCGGCAGGAGGAUUCUUAACCUCUGCGCCACCAGGGAAGUCCCUAAAUGACUUUCUGAAUGAAGCAUGUGGGUUCCCCCACCAAAAUAAACCCCAAAACUCAGAAUCACGUAUUGGAGCAGAAUCCAGGCUCCAUGAAGGAAAGGUUUGCCUGGUGUUAUGGGGUCAGGACAUUGAUAGUAGCUGACAGCUACUGUUUACUGAGCUCUUAUUACAUCUGGGGCCAAGUGAGGUCACCCUUCUCAGCAGAGGCCCUAGUGACCACACAGGUUGCAGGCCUCCCAUAGAGUCGGCCCAGCCUGUUGAUAAGGCAAAGCUGUGCAUUGCUUGCAGGAUAAGGAAAAACACUCCCAACAGGGCCUUAAUAGGGCCUCAGAGUGGGAGGGACAUUUAGUGGGAUAUUUAGUGAAUUUUUUUUUUUUUUUUUUUUUUUUUUUUGCCGCACAGCACAGCUUGCAGGAUCUUAGUUCCCCAGCCAGGGAUCAAACCCGUGCCCCCUGCGAUGGAAGCAUGGACCCCUAACCCCUGGACCACCAGGGAAUUCCCUUUAGCAGCAUUUUUGAAGUGUGGUUUAAGGUGGGCCUUUUAAUGUGCUGGGGACUGGGCGAGGGUCACGAUAUCCCAGUUUUGCAUCAGUGGGCAUAGUGGGGUAAGCAUCUGGAGGUGAAGAAUUUCAAGAGUUUUUGGGUGGAAACUGUCACGAUGCUUUCUGUUAAAGAAUGCAUGGUUUCUUAAAAGUUCUUGGAGGGAAGUAGAAGUUACUUGUGGAAACAAAAAAAUGUUGCCCACAAUUCCAGUUCUACAAGGAUGAAGUAAUUAGCCCCUGACCUAUAGCAAACCCUGAAAGGAAUUCAGGAUGAAGUACUCUGUAUUUGGGGCACAUGGGGCCCAAGAUAGUUAAGAUACAUGUCUGAGAAAGAAUUUUGAUGACCCCAGAUUCUAUGCACCUUCCCAUGCAUAGCAAAGCACUAAAAUCAUUAACUGGAGAUAUCUGUUUUCUGUGAUUAGCAUUAAUCUUUUAACAAGAUGUAGGCUUGGCUACAUGUAUUCCCCAGUCAAAAAAUUUCAUAUAUCUGCUCCUCCAAUACCUUUUUCGGAGCAGUUUCUCAGAGCUCUCUGAGAGGCUGUAUCCUGGGCCAUAGUCAUCAGUAAGAUACUGAAUAAAACUCAACUCACAGCCCUUACGUUGAGCUUUUAUUUUUUUCCAGAUGACACUUGCAACUUAUAGCUUUCUGGGCCAGUCUCCUGGGAGUAGUAAAGUGAUGCUGAUGAGGGCAGCCACGUCUUUACCCAGCCAUGUCUUGGCAGACAAACCAUGGUCCAAGAAAGGGGGUCAGGAGAGACAGGUGUGUGAACAACAAGGCUCUGGAAGGAGAGAAACCGGGUCAACCAGGCUCUGCCGUUCCUAAUGGUGUCACUAUGGGCAAAGAACUGUGACCUCUCCUAGUCUCGAUUUCAUCUAAGAAGGAGAUAAUAAUGAAACUAACAUGAGACCCAGUGCUUAGUACAAGGACUGAGCCAGAGGAAAGCUCUACAAGACGCAGCUGUCAUUAUUCUCCGUUAGCUUUUCUUGUGUUACCUAAGAGCCCCUGAAAGGUCUACUACUUCCUGCCCCUUCCCCACAGCUGAAUCCUCCCCUCUGUUUCCAGUGCCCCAGGCCCAGUUCCAGACGGAACAAUCUCACACCUGCUCUUGUUGAGCAGUACCUAUUUAACAAGCAUCUGGGGAAUUUCCCAUGACCAUUAUGUCAGAGAUGGGAGCAGACUCUCCCUUUCGCUAACAUUUUCUGUAGCUUCUCUUCUCCCUGGCACCCAGCAAAUCACUGGAUUUGCCUGGACCUGUCGCAUCUGGGAGAGCUUCUCUCAAAUACCAGCAGACAGCGUUUGUCUCUUCCCUGUCUCGGCACCACCACUCCAGGAGGAAAAGCAGACGGGGAGCGUUGGGCAUCGGAGGGCAGGUGCUGUCUGAAGUUACCCAACCAGCGCCAUGAUGAGUGACAUGAGUGACGAGGAGAGCAUUGGGGACGCUGUGUCAGCCCUGGGGAGGCUGACACCAGUGCUUGCCCUGGCGACGCUGAUAGCUGCCUUUGGGUCAUCCUUCCAGUAUGGGUACAACGUGGCCGCUAUUAACUCCCCUGCCGAGCUCAUGAAAGCAUUUUAUAACGAGACCUACUAUGACAGAAUCGGUGAAUACAUAAACGAAUUCUCCUUGACCUUGCUGUGGUCGAUUUCUGUGUCCAUGUUUCCCUUUGGAGGCCUCCUCGGCUCCCUCAUGGUCGGCCCCUUGGUGAAUACAUUAGGCAGAAAAGGAACCUUGCUGUUCAACAACAUCUUUUCCAUCGUGCCUGCGAUCUUAAUGGGAUGCAGUGAAGUUGCCAAGUCAUUUGAGAUGAUAAUUGUGGCCAGACUUUUGGUGGGAAUAUGUGCAGGUCUGUCUUCCAAUGUCGUCCCUAUGUACUUAGGGGAGCUGGCCCCUAAGAACCUGCGGGGGGCCCUGGGGGUGGUGCCCCAGCUCUUCAUCACCGUCGGCAUCCUUGCGGCCCAGAUCUUGGGUCUUCGGAGUCUCCUCGCAAACGAAGAAGGCUGGCCCAUCCUCCUCGGCGUGACCGGGAUCCCCGCGGCACUGCAGCUCCUUCUGUUGCCCUUCUUCCCCGAGAGCCCCAGGUACCUGCUCAUUCAGAAGAAAGAUGACGUGGCUGCCAAAAACGCGCUGAGGGAACUGCGCGGCUGGGACGACGUGGACGCCGAGACACAGGAGAUCUGGGAGGAGGACAGGGCCGAGAAGGCCGCGGGCUUCAUCUCCGUGCUGAAGCUGCUGAGAAUGAGGUCCCUGCGGUGGCAGGUCAUCUCCAUCGUCGUCCUCAUGGGCGGCCAGCAGCUGUCGGGAGUGAACGCGAUCUACUACUACGCAGACCAGAUCUACCUGAGCGCCGGGGUGAGGGCACAGGAUGUCCAGUACGUGACGGCGGGCACAGGCGCGGUCAACGUGCUGAUGACCGUCUGCGCCGUUUUCGUGGUGGAGCUCCUGGGGAGGAGAUUCCUGCUCCUCCUAGGCUUCUCCAUCUGCUUCACCGCCUGCUGCGUGCUGACGGCCGCCCUGGCUCUGCAGGACACAAUAUCCUGGAUGCCCUACGUCAGCAUCGCCUGCGUCAUCUCCUAUGUCAUAGGACAUGCCCUUGGGCCCAGUCCCAUCCCCGCACUGCUCAUCACCGAGAUCUUCCUGCAGUCCUCCCGGCCGGCCGCCUACAUGGUGGGGGGCAGUGUCCACUGGCUCUCCAACUUCACUGUGGGCUUGAUCUUCCCAUUCAUUCAAGUGGGCCUCGGAGCUUACAGCUUUAUCAUUUUUGCCAUGAUAUGUGUUCUCACCACCAUCUACACCUUCCUGGUUGUCCCCGAGACCAAGUCCAAGACCUUCAUAGAAAUCAAUGAGAUCUUCACCAAGAUGAACAAAAUGUCAGAGGUGCACCCAGAAAAGGAGGAGCUAAAGGACUUUCCGCCCUCUACUGCGGGGCAGUAACUCGAGAGGAGGAGCCUGUGAAUCAGGUCUGCGUGGAGAUUCCCUCCUGGGCUAUGAAUCCAGAACUAGGACAAGUCCGGUGUGGAAGGCAGGCCCUGAUGAGACUGUCGUAAGGGCUUCUGUGCAGUUCUUAAAGCCAGGCUGUCUCUUUCCAGGUUGACCCAUCACCAACCCCAAGGCAUGCCGGGCAGCUGUCCCUCAGCCAUGCUGGGUCAGCCAUUGUGUGGCUCCUGGCAACACCGGCUCUUAUAAUGAAAGCCCUUACCAUGGUGUUGAGAUGGAAGGACUCAAACGUGGCCAAAGAAACUAGUUCUUCUCCAAUCCCGUAGUCUUCCGGGGGCCACGGGCCCAUGUUCAGGGUGGAAUCCAUCCUCUUGUCAGAUCCAUCUCCAGAAACACUAGUUUUGAAAAGUAUGAUGUCGUGAGUCAUGAAGUCUAGGAAUCUGGGAAGCAGGUCCCUGUGGAGACUUUAACCAAGUCAGAGAUUAUUGUUCCCAAAUUAUAUUAUUAGAGGACAAUAGAAUUGCCUUUGUAUACUCAAUAAAACAAAUAUGAUCACUUUUC